Molecule: messenger RNA, 4207 nt
Organism: Mycena citricolor
Lineage: Eukaryota; Fungi; Basidiomycota; Agaricomycetes; Agaricales; Mycenaceae
Source: the annotation of a GenBank genome assembly
GCCAAAGCACACCCACUGUGCCAGGGUCUCGCUUCGGGCACCACGUGCAUCUUCUCUCCCUGGCCACCCUGAUUCGAAAAUUCCUGGUGAAUUUAAUUCUCCGGGUACCGGUAUACACACUUCUUCGGGCGCACGAGCCGAUCGCUGGGCUCCGGCGCAUAUCUUGCUUCGAGGGUGAAGGAAGUCGGGGAACGUAUGGGGGGUAGCAGCGAAGCUCUGCCAUUCCUGCAGAGGAGGAUAGUAAAGAAUAGAACGAAAUAAUCAAGUUCAACAUAUUGGCUUUUUUGCUGGACUGGUCGUUCUGGAACUGAAUGCAGAGAUGAUGAAAGCCGGGAUUCAUCGGAGAAUCGCUCCGAUGGACAAUACGUAAGGAUGAUGACGACAAGUCACGUGCAAACUCUCCGCUGGUGUCUACUCUUCUCAACGAAAUGCGACCAUCGGCACAGAUAGGGCGACGCUGUCGAACUUCCCCUCCACGCAGAUGGGCCUAGCUCGGGACCGUGUGCAUAGUGGCUUGACCGCGGGCUUCGGGUCCACGGGCCGCCUACAUUCUUCUCUCCUGCGCACGACUUAUGACCGACUUCCGCUUCCUUGCGCUUCUACAUGCGAUAUGCUUCUAUCCAGCCCUGAAACACGGCUCGCGCUUUGCUGUUUCGCUAUCCCACGCCAGAUUUGUUUAGUGAGCAGACCCGGGUCGGAACGGGGAGAGUGUUGAGUGGGAAUGGGAUUCUGGCGCCUCCGAGAAUGUGAUUACGCAGAUGUUGACAGCGUGUUUGUGAGAUUCAGAACGAUGGCGUGUGCCGAUUUCCCCCUCACACACGCUGUACCACGACGUACAAGGCGCCCGGAAACCAUUGUCCGAUCAGUGAGCCUUGUCAUGCAACGAAGAUUCUCAGCCACACCGUUAGAGUUCUGUUCUUGUUAUCAGAGUUUCUUUCCUAUGAUCACCCUGCGCGAGUGGAUGUGUUUGUUUCAGGUGCGCGUCUGACUGCGGGGCCAACUUGAAGAGAGCGGGGCCGGAUGGAUCAAAGAGUAGUGCUCAAUUCCACCAACGUCCGGCAUUCGAUUGCAGCACAGUUGGUGGAUACCGCAUCUACUUUGUAGCGAUAGACAGCACACUGCGCUUACUGCUUCUGGCGGCGAUGAUUAUCUGCUUUCUUCUCUAAAAUUUCGUUUCAAACGGAGCCUCCGGGCACAUGACGCGCAGGAAUCAGCAGUCACAGCGUAAUUGGCAAUUUCGUAAUCGGUUACACGGACGCAACCAAACGUCAGAUCGUGUGCAGACAGCAUAUGUAAACCAAGUACCCGGCAUCCAUGAAAGCUUGGCAAUCCGUAACGGGCGCACGAUGAUCGUCAUGCAGAAGUUGUCGAACGUUCAUGCGUGAUGAUCAUAUGGAAGGAUGCGGAAGAGGACUGGGCAUAGCACCCAGGCAUGUUACAGAGCCUGUGAUAAGGCCAGCAACGACGGUCAGACUAUUUCCGCCCGGCCGAGAAGCAGAAGGAUGUGCUCACGAGACCCAUCUUUGCGUCUCGACUAGGAUUAGCUACUGACGAGAAAACUCUCAGACGUGGACUUGGCCGAAGGGGGAUGUAGUGCGGUGGAGUGUGAGGGAACCGCUGAUGCGCACGAGAAGCGGAGAAAGCCCGGGUGUGGUCGUAAUAUGGGCUAGGUCGUAAAAUUAGGCCUCAAAAACGGCCGUAAAGGAGACCUGUCGGAGCCCUCCAUUUCGCAGGACUCGACCAGUCCCACGCACGGAUGCUCGUAGGCACACGACUGAGCGGAUGUAAAGCGCUGCGGGUCGUCCCCGACAGAAUGGAGUUGUUUGUGCAUGUGAUGUCGCCAAGGUGUCAGCUGCCCCUUCCCCAGACUGCGAUGACUUGCUUCCUCCCGCGCAGAUUCCACUAGAUUCCCUCUCUGCGCCACGCCCCCCGAUCUCUAGACCACACCAAUACUAGAAACCCCGCUGUUCACGCUCGGUCUGUUCAAGAAAAAGACUCGAUUGAACUGCACUAGACCAUAGAGCAACAGCAUCAUGCAAUACGACGACCCGGAUGACCGCAGAAACCGCUUCCUUGGGAGCUCCGACCAUGCCGUCGCCGACCAAGCGCACCGCGCUGCUUCUCAACCUCCGCGCUACAGCGGCCACGGCCAGCCUUUCCUGUCCUCCCCGCAGUCCAAAAACGUUGUACCAUCCAGCUUAGGCGGCCCAUGGGGUGGUGUGCUCUCCUCCUCGACUCGCAGCUCAUCCUUCUCCUCUUCCCGCUUCGAAUCGACUCUCGAGGACGACGAGCUGUUGGAUGGUGAUGACGACGAUGACGAUGGACUGUACCCGCAGUACCGUGGCCGCACCGCUGUUGCCCCGGAUCUUACGCGGAGCCGUAGUCACAGUCUUGCGACACAGCCCGUUGGCAGCGGGCGAUCGCUUUCACGUUCGUCUUCGGGGCAUGGUGUUGGGAUCAACAUCGGAGGAGGAGGAGCUCAGUUCAAUCCGAAUGUGCUCAACAGUGCGGCCAAUUCAUACUCGAAUGCGUAUCUUUACGGCAACAACGCACAUGGGCAUCGUUAUUCGGGGUACCAGAGUCGAUACGGCAGUCUGGGUGCGGGCUCACCCUUGGCUCAGAGUGUGCUCCGAGGCGGCGGUGCGAACGACAAUACGAACAUGAGCCCUUUCAUGCGUGAUGUCAGCACCCUGUUGCUGGACGAGAGUUCUUCUUUCCGAGAGCUCUGGAACCACGAAUCUUCCGGUGGGGCUGGCCGACACGCCGCACCCGACUACGACCUGCACGAGGAACCGGACAGCGGCGCCACGUCUCGACGCCAUAGCGUGACCGGCGCUCAACCUCUUCGGUUCACGGCCGGUUUCAACGCACCCGAAUCAAAUGUCGCGCCCCCGGUCAAGUCGGGUGCGCCGAGCUCCGGUGCUUUGGGCUUGGGAUUCGGGCGCGGUGGGCAGAGUCUGUUGCUGAGCGAUGACGAUCUAGAGAUCGGGCUGGGCAACCUGUCACUCUCUGGAAACAACAACAACGGCGGAGGAUACAUGUCACCCACUUCACCGCGCGGUCGCUACUCUGACGAGGACUUUGGUGCGCCGCCACCUCCGAUGGGGCGGGCUCCAUCGAUGGGCCGGAAUGGCAAUGGUAACGGGCGAGGGGUUGCGCCGGGACCUGUCGCUCGCAGCCCGUCGCUGACACGUGGCGGGGCCGGCGUCAGCAAGGACUGGGCGGAUGCCUACUUCAGUCCGCCGCAGCAACAUUUCGAGGCCCCGGUCGGAGGCCGUGCUCGUGCGACCAGCAAUGGAUCCAGCACAGGUCCUGUGUUUACUCAGUUUCAGCAGCAGUUCGCGCCGCACCCUCAGCAGGCCAUUCUCGCGGACCUUGGUAAAGGGUUGCCGCUGCACGCGGUUCCGCCCGACUGGCCGCUGUAUAUCGUCGAGUUCAAGGCUGGGCGGACAGACCUCUUCUAUCGGGCCAAGGACCGAGAGCGGGCUGCGCAAGGCUACCGCAACGGUGUGGCUGACGACCCGGAUCCCAUUCGGGUAGACGACUUUGUAAUCGUCGAGGCGGACCGGGGCAAGGAUCUGGGCAAGGUCAUCAACGACUCGAUCACGCUUGAGGAGGUAGAGGCGUUCUGGGCUGGCAAGGACGGCAAGUUCGGCUCGGGCUCUGGUCAGUCCCCGCCGACGAGCCCCGGCGGUGCUGGCGAUGGCAAGAAAGAGAUCUGUCCCAAGAUGAUCUACGGCAAGGCAGGACCCGCUGAGGCCCAGCUUCUCGUCGCCAAGAUGCAAGAUGAAGCGAAGGCUCUUGCCCUCUGCCAGUCUAAGGUCCGGGCGAAAAAGCUGCCUAUGGAAGUAGUCGACGCCGAAUAUCAGUGGGAUCGACGCAAACUGACGUUCUACUUCGUGGCGGAGAAGCGCAUCGACUUCCGGGAGCUUGUUCGUGAGCUGUUCCGGCUGUACAAAACACGAAUCUGGAUGGCCUCGCUCCAAGGCGCCGGCGGAUUUGAGCAGUGAUCUAAAGAGACAGAAGAUACCAAUCAGACGAAAAUUGAACUGUCCUGCAUCUGUAUCCACCACACCCACAAGACUGCUAGAUAUGCAUCUCAGUUUGUUCUGAACGACGAACUUUGGCCUCCGUCUGUACUUGUAUGGUAGAAUCUGCUGUCAAUGUUUUUUGUAUAUAUGUAUGUACAAUCGUCUUUUUUAUUCAC